AUUCUUUUACACCUCUAUAUAUACCUCUCUUGUUCAUCAUCUUCUCCUCACUACACACUCACAGAAGCCCUAGCGCCCUUCCCUUUGCUUUUUCCUCUAUAUUUCUUUCUGUUAAUUAUACCCUUUUCUUUGCUUUCCAAAUGGCCAGCGUUGAGGUUCAACAAGCUGCUACAACAUUGCCCGAGAAUGAGACACCUGAGGUGACCAAGACUAUUGAGAAAACCCCAGAAGAGCCAGUGGCAGCACCACCAGCCUCGGAAAAAGUAGCUGAAAAACCAGUGGAAGCAACUCCUGAGGCCCCAGUUGCCGAGGAAUCCACUGUUACAAAGCCUGAAGCUGCUCCAGUUGAGGUUAAAACCAAGGAAGUUGUAGAAGAAGCUAAGGUUGAGGCUGAGCCAGCAGUGGAAGAGAAAGCAGAAGAGACUCAAGAAGUGAAACCUGAGGAGCCUGUUGUUGAGGAGACUAAAGAAGAGACCGCUAAAGCCGUGGUGGAAGAAAAGCCUGCAGCUCCGGUGGAGGAAGAGAAGCCAGCUGAGAAGGAGGAGAAGCCAGUUGAAGCACCCAAGGAAGCAGCAACCACAGAAGUUCCAGUUGAGAAGAUUGAAGAGUGAAGAAUAGGUGGCAGUUUUAGC
This is a messenger RNA of Pistacia vera, 632 nucleotides long. RefSeq names its product major latex allergen Hev b 5-like. Lineage: Eukaryota; Viridiplantae; Streptophyta; Magnoliopsida; Sapindales; Anacardiaceae. The coding region runs from base 141 to 611 and encodes 156 amino acids. The record is from RefSeq and is a predicted model, not a curated record. The transcript is spliced from 2 exons.